AAUAAUAGAAAUAUGAAAGCAAGCGAUACGGACAAUUCUCAGAGACAAAGUUCUAGGCCACAAAGUAUAACAUCGUCAAAAUUCAGAUUGCAAGUUGGUUCGAAGGGUCGAAAAUAUGGUAAAAAUAUAGCAUCAGCAUUAUUGCAACAACGUAUGGCAUUCCGAGUUUAUGAAGAUGACGUCGAUGUCACACCGAAACCUUUGACACACCCUAUGUUUAAUUUAAUCGAUGAUCGCCAAAUGACUGCUUUUGAACAGAUCGGCCUUCCUCAAGUUGAAAACAACGCCCAAUUGGCUUUCUUAUCUUCUUCGUUACACGUGGGCGUUAAAUCCAGUUCUUCCAUAGUAUCUCGAUCAUCCCUUUAUAUUACUGACGAUAUGCAAGUGGAGAGUCUUUUGUCCACUCAGUUUGUUGGUAUUUUGGAUGAUACUCGAGACAAAGCACCACCUCAAUUCUAUUUGCCCAGGCAUGAUCCAGAUGUCUUUUACACUCGACCAGAAACAGUUACGAUUAUAUUAAAAGAAACAGAAACUAUCAUCUUUUUCGAGAUGCUUCCCUUGACGAGUGAUCUUCGUACACCGGAAGGGCAGGCAGUCAGAGAAAGCAAUGAAAGAUACAAACGUUUGAUAUCAAGUCCUGCAAUUGUUAGAAAAAUAGUUGAUGCUGAGACCCAAACUAUUGGGACUAUCACAAAAUCGCGUGGAACUUAUCUCGGGGAAAGAAAACGACGAAAUCAAGGAAUGUUUGUUAAUAAUUGGGUUAUACACGACACGUAUAAGGAAUCGGAAUUAUUGAUGAAGAAGAAUGGUCUUCUAAUUGUUCGUACUAGGGAUAGUUAUCAAAGAAUGUUGGAAACACAGGAAAUGGAAGAUAAAUUGCCCAAAUAUGACAUGGCUCUCCAAGUUAAACGUUCCUCUGAACAAUUAGCUCACAUGGUAUAUAAUACUGGAUUUCUGAACUCUGUACGUGUUAUGGAACGAAUAUUAUCCAACAAUGUUUACCUUGCUGCUCAAAAACGUUUCACUGGGAUCGUCCAACGAGAUCCGUGUAGUCUCGAUUUAGAAUUUACGUACGAUCUUGAUCUCCUAUGGACUUAUACUUGCGAUUUAAGUAACGAUCGACCAGUUUCUUCAUUUCGUUGGAAUUACUCUAAUAGAAACAUCAUUGCUGUGUCGUAUGGAUCAAAACCAGGCAAUGAUAAAAAAGAUGGUCUCUUGUUAUUGUGGUGUGCAAAAAACCCAAAAGAACCAGGACAAAUCUAUUCCUUUGACAGUCAGAUUUCCGACAUCGAUUGGAGUCACGAUCGGCCAAAUUUACUUGCUAUUGGUUUUUACAAUGGUUCGAUCAAAGUUAUCGACGUUAGCAGCACUUCUAUUAACAUAAUACGACAAAGCAAUGCUGACACUUCAUCUGUAUAUGAACCUCAUUGGCAAGUACAAUGGUGGGAAAGCGACGAACAUUUUGAUUUUCAGGAAUUAAUUUAUACGAGUAAUCAAAAUGGUCAUGUAUAUCGUUACCCGUUGGACGAAGAUUUCGUAAUGACCAAAAUGAUGAAAAUUUCUAAGAUAGAAGAUAAAAUACCAGGAGUUAAAAGAUCGGACCAAUGUAUCGAGUACGAUAUUUUAAUGAGUCAAAAUCCAGGUGUUCUUGUUCUUUGCAGACAUCCAACUUUAAAUGCCAUUUAUUUUGUUGGUUCGGACGAGGGUGCGAUAUAUCGAUGCUCUACAAAUUAUUUGUAUCAACACAUCGAUAGUUUUCUAGCUCACGAUGGCCCAAUCUACAGAAUGGAAUUUUCUCCUUUUUGUUGUAAACUCUUUUUGACUUGCGGAGCCGAUUGGUGUACGAGGAUUUGGAUAGAAGAACUAACCGAACCUUUGAUCACUCUUUCAACAACGACGGCAUGUGUGCCCUACGCAACUUGGUGUCCUACGUAUUCAACCAUAAUCGCUAGCAUCGUUAACAACGAAAUUUGCAUAUGGAAUAUCAAAAGAAGAACCUAUGCUCCAUUAUCUGUAACACGUUCACCAAACGAAGCAAGACUAGUGAAAGUCGAGUUCAGUGCUAAUGCUAAACAGAUGGUAGCCGCGGAUGUUCAAGGUGCUAUAUAUAUUUAUAAUUUAGAAGGUAUGCCAUUUUCACCUUACAAUCAGGAAGAAGUUUUAAUCGAAUCUAUCGAGAAGGCAUUGCUUACCAAACCUGAGUUGUUGAGGAAACUUCGAAAAACUGGCCCACCAUUCUCCGACAAUUGA
Polistes canadensis is the source of this 2250-nucleotide messenger RNA. Its product is annotated as WD repeat-containing protein 78. Gene Ontology annotation, cellular component: axonemal dynein complex. Gene Ontology annotation, molecular function: dynein light chain binding; dynein heavy chain binding. NCBI's taxonomy places the organism in Eukaryota, Metazoa, Arthropoda, Insecta, Hymenoptera, Vespidae. The transcript is spliced from 5 exons. Gene Ontology annotation, biological process: cilium movement. The coding region runs from base 13 to 2250 and encodes 745 amino acids. The record is from RefSeq and is a predicted model, not a curated record.